ACAGAGAGAGAGGGAGCGAGAGACAUCCCUGAUAGCUACACAUCAACAAGCGGGCGGUUGAAGGGACACACAAAAGAGAAAGAGGGGGUGGAGAGAAGAGAAAAAAAAAUGGUCACAUUUCUCAGACACCUGAAAACGUGCUGGUUAUUUUAGGACGCGUGUUGCCUAUUGAUGAGCGGGUAGAGCUCAGACUACUUCCACUCCGGUCAUGUUUGGAUGCUGACUUCACACUGCAAGCAGCUGAACGCUCCGGGACCUCUUGUAACUUAGAGAAGCACAACACUAAGUGAUAGCUCACUUCUGCCUGGUGCGUCUAGGUGUGCAGACACACCGCGUGCGUCCAUCGAACCUGGGGAGCGAUCUGAUUUAUUUACAGAUCUGCUCCAAUUUCACUUUGAAAUCGUUUUUUUUCUUCUUCUCAAAAUAGAUUUAUUUUUUUCCUAAAUCGAUUUAAUUCCCCCCUGGUUGGGUUUUUUCCCAAGAACCCCCAAUGCCCUGUGCACACUCGUGUUGGUCUGAGCUUUUGGAUACACUCUCUAUGCCUUGGCAGUUGAUGACUCUUACGCCUAUAUCAACGAAACUCCUCGGUCAGUCAGUCCAGCAAUAACCGACCCAACAUUUGAACCGCACGGAACAGGAGAGCAGCAACACCGAUCCUCUGGCGAACAUGGAGAACAGCCCUGAUGGUGGUGUUAUCUUAUACGCUGGCUCGUCUGGCAGCGCCAGCCCGAGUCCUGGCAGCCCGUCAAGUGGAUACCAGACCCAGUCGCCCUCCUCCCACUCGCAGCCUUCAUCCCCAGAGGGUGUCUCCUUUCAGGAGAUUGGAGACCUGAGGCAGAGAGGGGAGCGAAGGGGAGGAACCCCUUCCCCGAAAAUGGUCUUCCAGUUUCCCGAAGUAAACAAUGCUCCAGUUGCCCAAUUGACAACGGCAACCUACAACCAACCCACCGUGGCCAAAAGACAUUGCAGUUUCACUGGCACAUUCACCAAGACCGGAGGUAUGGUGCUUCUGUGCAAGGUGUGUGGAGACAUCGCAUCUGGGUUCCACUAUGGUGUGCACGCCUGUGAGGGCUGCAAGGGAUUCUUCAGACGCAGCAUUCAGCAGAACAUCCACUACAAGAUGUGUGUGAAGAAUGAAAACUGUCACAUCAUGCGCAUGAACAGAAACCGGUGCCAGCACUGCCGCUUCAAGAAGUGUCUCUCCGUGGGCAUGUCCAGAGAUGCUGUGCGUUUUGGCCGUAUUCCCAAACGGGAGAAGCAGAGACUGUUGGACGAGAUGCAGAGCUACAUGAACAGUCUCAAUGAAUCAGCUUCCAUGGAAAUGGAGGUGUCGCCUCCCGCCGACGCCCUCGGCAGUUCCCAGAACCAGGCGAACGAGGGCUCCAUGUCGCAGUCUUACCAGAGCAGCUUAAUGAACUGCGACGAGAAGCCUCUCAAGAUGGCCUCCCACAACAAAAACGUCUGCACUUCCUCUUUCCAGAACAGAUCGGUACAGGAGCCUGCACUGUCGCACCCAGCGACCCCAACGCAGCACACAGUUAAGGGGGAGCAGGCAAACCUGACAUCAAGCUACCAUGUCCCCACACACUGCCCCGUCGCCCACACCAACAAUGAAAGCUCCACUAAUACUAAUGUGGACAAUGCCAAGUACUUCUCCUCCAAUCAGAAUCAGUGCCCCGUCAGUGGCCACCUAUCACAUCAGUCCUACACAACCAAUCAGAACAGUUUCCCAGCCGGUGAUUCCCAGAACCAAAACUCCUGCCCCUGGAAGCUGAAUGGAGGUGCCAAAGUGCUGGCAUGUCCACUCAAUUCAUGUCCUGUGGCUCCGGCCAGUCGGUCCAGUCAAGAGGUGUGGGAGUCUUUCUCCCAGUGCUUCACCCCUGCUGUCAAAGAAGUGGUGGAGUUUGCAAAGAGCAUCCCAGGCUUCCAGACGCUCAGCCAGCAUGAUCAGGUCAUGCUGCUCAAAUCUGGCACCUUCCAGGUCCUGAUGGUGAGGUUCUGCUCGUUGUUUGACGCCAAGGAGAGGACGGUGACCUUCCUCAACGGGCAGACGUACUCACUGGCAUCACUGAGAGCUCUUGGCAUGGGCCACUUGCUGGACGCCAUGUUUGAUUUCAGUGAGAAGCUCGGAUCGUUGGGUCUGGAGCCAGAUGAGAUGGCUCUUUUCAUGGCUGUGGUGCUCGUCUCAGCUGACCGCUCUGGUAUAGUGGACAUGGGAGCAGUGGAGCUGCUGCAGGAGAAUCUGAUAAAGGCACUGCGCUCUCUCAUCACCAGUCGCCGCCCAGACGACAGCACCCUCUUCCCAAAGUUGCUGCUUCGUCUGCCCGACCUGCGCACCCUUAACAACCAGCACUCUGAUAAGCUCUUGGCUUUCCGCAUUGAUCCCUGAGUUCAGAGGAUCCUGCAGCCUACCGAGGUAUCUGCUGUGGGGAACCUCCCAGCUCCCCAUGCAUGCCAGGUCUCCCACACACACAGUGCACUGGCCUCUGCAUGAUGGAUCGUGGGAGCUGUGCCAAGAGGGCUGCUGUGAGAGAGUGGAUGCACAGCAGGAGGCAGAAGCUCCUGAACUCAAACUGAUCUCUUCUCCAGUUGCUUCCAGGAUCGCUCAAAAACAAACUGUUAAAAACAUAGCCGGUGUUCUUCCUUGGGUUCUUCGAGUCAACAUCAAACCACCAAGUCAUUACCUCUCCCUCCUGGAGUUUUGUCUGAGACUGUUUCUGUUCUGAAGACCAAAAAGAAAGAGGGCUUCUAGUUCCUCACCAGACUUUGUCCUUCCGUCGAAGCUUACAAAGCCAGCAGGGAGGAAGCACAAACUCUUUCCCAGAAAAACAAUGUGCAAACAUUCACCAACAAUGAUUUCGUACUGUAAAUUCAUGCAACAAGUGUAAAAUGCACUUUCCAUACAUUGAGAAACCUCUUGCAUCACUAUAUAAUAUAGCAAUAGAAAUGUCCAUCACAGUUAGGAGGACUGUUUGUGUUUGCCCUGUUGAAAUGACCUAAGCUAUUUUCACAACAUGUCAUCAUGUGGGAAAUUUAUAUAAAAAAAAUAACUCAUCUGUGACUGAGAUAUAAGACAUUUUUAAGAAAUGAGUUGCGUUGUAUUUGUAAGCGGUAAUCAGGGAGACAUUUUUGGUAAUUUCCAACCGUGUCUGAUGGGUUAUAUGUUAAGGUGUUCUGUUGUAUAUUUUGUAUAUAACCUUUAUUCUUGAUGCGUACCCUCGCUAGUUUGCAGAUUCUUGCAUAUGUAAAUUAAAUUAGUAUUGAAAUUAUUGUAUGAUGUCACACAUAAUAGAUUGCUCUACCGACUGCAGAGAAAGCAGCAUUUGAACCAUGUGUUCUGAGUAUAAGCUUUUUAUUUGAAGAUAUAUAAAUGAAAUAAAUGUAUUGUCGACCGACUGCAUCACCUUGUGAAUAUUUUGUAAAUGUUUUAUGGUGACAACAUAGAGUACCAUUAUUAAAUAACGUUAUAUAUCA
Scophthalmus maximus (turbot) is the source of this 3474-nucleotide messenger RNA. RefSeq names its product nuclear receptor subfamily 1 group D member 2. Gene Ontology annotation, biological process: hormone-mediated signaling pathway; cell differentiation; negative regulation of transcription by RNA polymerase II. NCBI's taxonomy places the organism in Eukaryota, Metazoa, Chordata, Actinopteri, Pleuronectiformes, Scophthalmidae. Gene Ontology annotation, molecular function: nuclear receptor activity; zinc ion binding; RNA polymerase II cis-regulatory region sequence-specific DNA binding. The transcript is spliced from 8 exons. The record is from RefSeq and is a predicted model, not a curated record. The coding region runs from base 668 to 2389 and encodes 573 amino acids.